This is a messenger RNA of Miscanthus lutarioriparius, 2178 nucleotides long. NCBI's taxonomy places the organism in Eukaryota, Viridiplantae, Streptophyta, Magnoliopsida, Poales, Poaceae. The record is from the annotation of a GenBank genome assembly.
AUGGCACAGGCAGCCACGGGGGCUGCGGCGGCACCAGCACCAGCACCAGCAACAGCAACAGAUCCAAGGAGAACAAUACUCGAAGUUGAAGUCUUCGUGGCAGGAGCAGCCACCCUGCUGGUUUUGCAGCUUGUCUUUGGGCUGUGCAGGCGGCGGUCAAGCAGCAUAUGGAUCCAAGGAGCUGUGUGGCUGGCUUACACACUCUCCUUCCCUCUCGUCACCUACACAUUCGGCCUGAUGCAGUCGUCUCCGGCGAAGAGCCAGCUGUACCCUGUGUGGGCAAUGUCCUUGUUCCUAGUCGCCAGGUGCAGCAACUCCGUCACGGCCUACGAUCUUGACGAGAACAAGCACUGGAAGAAGCAACUCUUCGAGCUGGGCCAGCAGUACGUCUACUCUGGCCUCAUCUUCCUGCUGCUGUAUCCUAGGCUCCUAGCCACCUGUCUGUCAUUCUGCUACUUCCUGCUCACCAUCAUCACCCUCACUAAUCUGUUCAGAGUCAUUGCCUGCUGGAUGGCAACCUUCUCUGAUCCCAGCAAAGUAGUCGCUGACUACAUGAGGGAUCUGGUCAGCUCGGGAGGCGCUCAUCAGCCACUGCAGAGGUCUGAGGGCAACUCUGAGUCUGACCCUAUCAGGAUGCAAGGCGGCAGGUACCUUGUUCGGUUGUAUGGUUACUUCCUCAACACUCAUGGUGCCAAAGCCCACAGUUACAGGACUAAGCUAGCCAAUGAGGAUAUUGUUACCGUCGACAUGAUCUGGGAGAACUGCAGUGAUAGGCUGUUCAACGAUCCAAGCGGUGGCUUGCAGUCAAAAGAUGUGUGCCUUUCAUUUGCCUUGUUUCACCUGCUGAAGCGCUGCUACUUCGGGAUCAACUGCUACGAGGCCGGUCGCCAGGAAACACGUGAUUUUAUACUCAGGGGUCUCCUGGCGUCAGAGGAUGGCAAAAGAGCAUUCCGGAUCAUCGAGGUAGAGCUGGCCUUCCUCUACGAUUUCUUCUUCACCAAGUAUGCAUCCAUCUACAAGAACGAGAUUUUCUUCUUUGUCAUGUUCAUCUUGAAGACCGUAUUCAUUGUCAUCCUCGGAGUAUUUGUGCACCGGAACUUCCUAAGUCUCAAGACACAAAGCCCUAUCAUUCCAGUUAAAACUGCAGAAGCUGAUACAUUGAUCACACUUGCAAUCCUGGGGGCACUAUUUGUUGUGGAGAUACCGCAAACCAUGCUCUAUCUGGUAUCAGACUGGGCCUUGGUAUCCCUGGCAUGCUAUUAUGUGAGGAAAGGACCACGCAGAGGCUUCAUGUACUCUCUUCUUAGUAAGUUUAUCCAUGUCCUUAGAAGAAACCCAAGCUUAUUCAAGUAUUGGCAGAACAAGAUAGGCCAGUACUCGAUUUGGACAUGCUGGUACUGCCAUAGCAUUGUGCACGAAGUGAGGCUGCCAGAUGCCGUGAAGCGUGAGAUUGCUUCAUCCCUCAAGUCCACUGCUGCUGAGGGUGUUCAUCUAACCAACGGAGAAGCAUCGCUGCGGCGUUAUGGAGUGUUCAUUAGCCAGUUUAAGGACACACUGAAAAGGGAGGACUGGGACCUGACAGACACCAUGCUGAUAUGGCACAUCGCGACCAACUACCGUGAGAUUGUGGAGACGAGUCAGGACUACUCUGGCCACGAUAAUGAAAAACUCAAGCAGUACCGUGAGGUUGCCACCAGCUUAUCCAGGUACUCUGCAUACCUGAUGGCCUCUGUCCCGGGACUGCUCCCCGGCAACCCUGCAGAUACCAGCUUCACAUUUGACAAGGUGAUGCAAGAAGCGACAGUGGCGCUGUACCGGGAUCAGGAGGAUGAUGUUCGCGAGCGCGCAAGAGCAGACAGACAUGCCCUGGAGAAGGCUUUGACAGAGCUCUCAGAAUCAUCAGACCAGGAGAAUGAAAAUAAUGGCACCAUCUUCUUCAAAGGGUUGAAGCUUGGGAAGGAGCUGGAGGAGUGCAUACGAGACGGAGAGCUCCGUUGGAAGGUGUUGGCCGAGUUCUGGGCAGAGAUUAUCCUCUACGUCGCACCAUCUGACAAUGUCAGAGGGCACGUCGAGAAGCUCGCUAAUGGCGGAGAGUUCAUAACCCACAUUUGGGCUCUCCUCUCUCAUGCCGGCAUCCUGACCCGGCAUCCCAGGCAACAGGAAUCAUCUCACACAUGA